AUGAAGGGGGGCCCCAAACAAGCGGCGCUCGGGUCAGAAGCCAUGAGAAACGAGUUCAACAGGACAAAAGGAGACGUUUCCCUGUGGAGAGAUGCAGCAACGGGGGCAAGAAACGCGUGGUGUUACAGGCCCAACACGGAGGCGCUGCUGCAGUGGCUGAGGCUGCAGCAACUCGCUGCUCCACACUCGGCACAAGACACUUCGCAGGAAGAGAACCAAGUCACAGCAGCAACGGCAAAAGCAUCAACAGGAACUACAGCACCUGCAACUGUGGCUUUCUGCGCCUCCCGCGGUCCAAGAAGUGCCCCGCCAGUGGUGGAGUGGUUCAACCCAGCUUCUUCAACUCAGCAGCAGCAGCACGAGAAGCUUCAGGGUUGGCCACAUGACCCCCACUAUGAGGGUCAGGGUGGAAGGAUACAGGUAGAGCAGCAGCGGCAGCGGCAACAACAACUGUAUGCAUUAGACAGCUCGGAUGUCCGUUCUUUGCUACUGCAGUGUAACACCAUUCUGUCUGUUGAUCUGGGUGCAAGAAAGACAGGCUUAGCUGCUGCAGUGCGGAAGCACCGGUUUCAGCACGGGGGCGCUGCAACAGCAGCACUACGCUUCCCGCUGCAGGGGCAGCAGUUGCUGCAACAGCAUGAAACUGCAGCAGCACAAGAAGCCCUCCUCUUGGACUCCGACUACUCAAGCAUGUUUACUGUUUCCCCCCUAAAGGUUGUGGCUCAUGAAGUGGAUUUUGCUUCGUUUCUGCCCCAACUGCACCAACAGAAGCAGGAGCUGCUACAGCCUGCAGAUCUGCUGGUCCUGGGGUUGCCUCUAAACCCCUGUCUCCCUCCACACUUGCGCUUCCAAACCCGUCGGGUGUCCCGCCACCUCGCUUUGGCUCGGAAACUAGAACGCGGACCAAAAACAGCAGCAGCCGUUCCGUUUGUGCUCAUGGCCAUUGAGAGACACACCAAGCUGUCAAGAGUAGAGGUGGGGUGA
Molecule: messenger RNA, 984 nt
Organism: Eimeria maxima
Lineage: Eukaryota; Apicomplexa; Conoidasida; Eucoccidiorida; Eimeriidae
Exons: 5
Coding region: 1-984 (327 amino acids)
Source: RefSeq, a predicted model, not a curated record